Messenger RNA from Diorhabda sublineata, 1150 nucleotides. Its product is annotated as retinol dehydrogenase 13-like. Bases 65 to 1072 code for a protein of 335 amino acids. NCBI's taxonomy places the organism in Eukaryota, Metazoa, Arthropoda, Insecta, Coleoptera, Chrysomelidae. The transcript is spliced from 6 exons. The record is from RefSeq and is a predicted model, not a curated record.
GGUUUCAUUUCCUUAUUUUUUUUUAUUACUCGCGCGUAUUAUAUCGCUACAAAAUUUGAAAAAAAUGCAAGAUAUAAUGAAGGAUUUCGAAAUAUUCACGAACAGUUGGUGGCCUUAUGUUAUAUCUUUAAUUAUAAGCGUGAUCAGUGCAAUAAGAUUUUACGUCGCUGGUACAUACUGCGAAAGUCCUGCGAGAAUCGAUGGUAAAAUAGUCAUAAUAACCGGAAGUUCGAGCGGAAUUGGAUUCGAAACCGCCAAAGAAUUAGCAAGAAGAGGAGCAAAUUUAAUAUUGGCAGUUAGAAAUGGCGAGAGAGGGUUAAAAGCUUUCGAAAAAAUUAGACAAAUAAAAAACGAUGUGAAAAUUCAAGUAAAAUUGUUAGACGUAUCAGAAUUUACAAGUAUUAGAAAUUUCGUCGAACAAAUUAGAGACGAAUACGAAAAAGUCGAUGUAUUGAUUAACAAUGCCGGAAUUAUAUGUGAUAAAUCGAAAUCUGCGUCGGAAAUAACCGAUAUUACAUUUUCCACCAAUUAUUUAGGUCCCUUUUUACUGACUCAUUUACUACUGCCUCUGCUGGAAAAAUCUGAGAAUGGUAGGGUUAUAAAUGUAUCAGCACUCGCUCAUUUCAAUGGUAAAUUAAACCUAGAUGAUAAUGUGUUUUGUAAAAAUUCGACUCCUCAUGAAGCGUUUGCAGAAAGUAAAUUAGCUCUAACUAUAUUCACCAAACAUAUGGCACAGUUGUAUAAACAUACGAACAUAACAUUCAAUUCAGUAAAUCCUGGAUUAGUUAGAAACACUGGUCACUUGGCGAAUUAUUCGUCUUUUGGAAAAUCUUUUUUCACCAAAUUGUCAGUUUGGCCUUGGAUAUGGUUAUUUUUGAAAACUCCUUAUCAGGGAUGUCAAACUAUAGUUUAUCUCGCCAUUGAACCGAAGCUACAUAAAGUUUCCGGCUGCUAUUUCAGUGACUGCGAAAUAAAGGAACCUGCAGAUAUAGUAAAUGAUAUAAUUGUCGCCAAGAGUUUGUACGAAAAAUCUUGCAAAGCUGUCAAGUUGGAAAUUGACAACGGACAUUGAAUCUCGAUAUUAAUUUAGUUUUUUUUAAUAAUUUACUUAUGAGGAUUUAUAUGUCAAAAUAAAUGUGACUACAACAAA